This is a messenger RNA of Penicillium cinerascens, 1200 nucleotides long. RefSeq names its product NAD(P)/FAD-dependent oxidoreductase. The transcript has 6 exons. Gene Ontology annotation, cellular component: cytoplasm. The record is from RefSeq and is a predicted model, not a curated record. Lineage: Eukaryota; Fungi; Ascomycota; Eurotiomycetes; Eurotiales; Aspergillaceae. Bases 1 to 1200 code for a protein of 399 amino acids. Gene Ontology annotation, molecular function: electron-transferring-flavoprotein dehydrogenase activity; flavin adenine dinucleotide binding.
AUGGCUACUAAUUUGCUUCGUAAUGUCAUUGUCAUCGGUGGUUCAUUCGUUGGACGAACAACCGCCCAGGAGCUUGCAAAAUUCAUCCCACCAACGCACAGAAUCCUUCUGAUCGAAUGUCACAGCCAUUUCCACCACUUGUUCACAUUUCCUCGUUUUGCAAUAGUUGGAGGCCAAGAACACAAGGCGUUUGUGCCCUACAGUGGUAUAUUCUCUGGCCUGCCAAAUUCGGCCUCACAUGACAUUGUUCAGGCGCGUGUCUUGUCGGUUCAGUCUCAGCAUAUAGAGCUCGACCGGGAGUGGCAGGGAUCUCUACAAAUCCAAUUUGACUUUGCUGUACUCGCAACCGGUACACGUCUGUCGAAGCCAGCUGCAAUGGAAUAUGACGACAAACCAUCUUCAGUCGACUACUUGCAAAAGCACCAAGCAAACAUUAAGCAUUCACAAUCAAUUUUGAUUGCUGGCGGAGGUGCCGUUGGCGUGCAGAUGGCGACCGAUUUGAAAGAGUACUAUCCAGAUAAGGAUGUUACGGUGGUCCAAUCGCGGUCUCGGGUGAUGCCAAACUUCCACCCUGAACUCCAUGAACUCAUUCAGCGACGAUUUAACGAGCUCGGGAUCAAACUUAUCACUGGGUCCCGAGUGACUAUCCCAGAAGGGGGCUUUCCCAACAAUGGCACCCCGUUCGAGGUGAAGAUUACGAAUGGCCCCACUGAAUCCGCCGAGUUCGUCAUUCUUGCAACCGGACAAUCACCAAACAACCAAUUAGUCUCCGGUCUGAAGCCGUCGGGGAUCUCUAGUCCAUCUAUAAUAAAUCCAGAUAAUGGAUUUAUUCGUGUCCGACCGACAAUGCAGUUCCUGGAUGAGAAGUACUCCAAUUUGUUUGCAGUGGGCGAUAUCGCCGACACGGGUGCACAAAAAGCUGCACGACCUGGCUCAGUUCAAGCAACCGUGGUUGCCAAGAAUAUCCAGGCAUUGAUUGAGGGUCGAAAACCAGAGGAUACCUUUGUAAAAGGACCGGGGGCCAUUCACUUGACCUUGGGCAUGAAACACAACCUGAUAUUCCGCGAUCCGAAUACAGCGGAGGGACAAACAGAGCCUUGGAUCAAUGAAAAGCAAGACGGCCAGGAGGAUAUGAAUGUGGAAGCAAUGUGGCAAAGGUUAGGUAUUGCGGUGGAAAACCCACGUCAGUACCACCUCUGA